Molecule: messenger RNA, 1404 nt
Organism: Oldenlandia corymbosa var. corymbosa
Lineage: Eukaryota; Viridiplantae; Streptophyta; Magnoliopsida; Gentianales; Rubiaceae
Source: the annotation of a GenBank genome assembly
AUGGCUGGUUCACUAGUUCAGAGCUCCAUGGCUCACCCAAUUGCCUUUUCAGUUGCUCCAUUCAGUAGCAAUCCAAACACUCUCCAGUUGGAGGCAAGAUUGCCGCUAAAAUACUCACUCUUGUUUUGCCAACCAAAGCCUCUCUCUUCUUUGACUACUUCACCCUUUGCCUCUGGUUUCCCUUCUAUCCCUUUAUCCUCCGGUGGGAAAACCUUGUUUGCAGCACCCGAAGUUGGAUUAAGUUCUGAAACAAAUGAAUGGGCAGCACAAGAUUUCUAUACUCUGAGGAAGGACGUCGAGAUUGCCUCACACCGUGUGGAAGAAAUCAGGGCUUCUGCUGGUUUAAAGCAGCUAGAAGAAGACCUCAAUCAGUUGGAGAAAGCUGCUGCGGAUAGCUCUCUCUGGGAUGAUCGUGCUAAUGCUCAGCAAACACUGCAGGCACUGACUGAUGUCCGGGAAAAAAUUAAGCUUCUUGAUGAUUUUAAAGCAAGGAUUGAGGAUGCGGACACCAUAGUAAAGCUGACGGAGGAGAUGGAUUCAAUUGAUAUUGGCCUUCUUCAGGAGGCUGCUGGCAUUAUUCGAGACCUGAAUAAGGCACUGGAUCGUUUUGAGUUGACGCAACUACUCUCUGGCCCUUAUGAUAAAGAAGGUGCUGUAAUCAACAUUACUGCUGGCGCAGGGGGUACUGAUGCCCAGGAUUGGGCUGAUAUGCUUCUAAGGAUGUACACAAGAUGGGCAGAGAAGCAGAAGUAUAAAAUCAAAGUGGUUGAGAAAUCCUUGGGGGAGGAAGCUGGGAUAAAGUCAGCUACAAUUGAAGUUGAAGGCCGAUAUGCUUAUGGGUAUUUAUCUGGGGAAAAGGGGACUCACCGCAUAGUGCGACAAUCACCUUUUAAUGCCAAAGGCCUUCGCCAGACAAGCUUCUCAGGUGUUGAGGUCAUGCCACUUAUUCCCGAGGAGUCGCUGGAUGUUGAAAUACCAGAAGAAGAUUUGGAAAUUACGUUUACCAGGGCUGGUGGGAAAGGAGGCCAAAACGUAAACAAAGUUGAAACUGCAGUUCGCAUUACCCAUAUCCCCACUGGGGUGGCUGUUCGGUGCACAGAAGAAAGGACCCAGUUAGCAAACAAGAUCAAGGCUCUCAUCCGAUUGAAAGCUAAAUUGUUAGUCAUAGCUGAGGAACAAAGAGCGUCUGAGAUCAAGCAAAUUAGAGGGGAUGCAGUGAAAGCUGAGUGGGGACAACAAAUACGGAACUAUGUAUUUCAUCCUUACAAGCUGGUGAAAGAUGUUCGAACAGGAUAUGAAACCUCUGACAUCAUUUCUGUCAUGGAUGGAGAGUUGGAUCCCUUCAUUAAAUCAUACCUAAAAUUUAAGUACAGUACAUCCGUAGCAAGUAGUCAAGUACAGUAA